UCACUUGCAGUCGCCAUUGCGUGACGACCGCGAAUGUGAGCGAUGUCCGGGCUGAAAGUACAGAGGGCGAAGUUCACGCCGGGCAAAAUGUCCGUACCCACAUCACGCUCCCUCCUCUGGCGCCGAAGUCUACAGCGAGCUCCAGCGCGUGCCUUUUCAAUCUCAGCGAGAGCUGCGGCAGACCACGUGCGGAUAGUCGAGGUGGGGCCUCGAGAUGGCUUGCAGAACGAGAAGACAAGCAUUCCUGCGGCGACGAAGAUAGACCUGAUCAACCGAUUGGCGAGGAGUGGUCUGGACACGAUUGAGGCCGGUUCAUUCGUCCACCCGAAAUGGGUACCUCAGAUGGCCGCGUCAGAUAAAGUGCUCUCGUCCAUUGUCGCCAAUCCACCCUCCUCGAACCUUCCGAUCACCUACCAAUGGCUCCUGCCGAAUAGCAAAGGCUUUGAGAACUUCUUCAAAGUUAUGAAUGAGGUCAAGGCAGCGCGCGAUGGAUAUCCGACACCUCCCCCGUCGCCGAGCAACGACAACGGCCCAGCAUUGAAUACCUCCAGCUCCGAUCCGAACGCAAUGCCCUCGACAACUUCAGCAGCAGAGAGCAUGGCCAAGGCUCAAGGAGGAGAUGGUGGUGCACAGAAACACGAGAUAUCAAUCUUCAUGGCUGCGACAGAGUCAUUCAGCAAGAAGAACACAAAUUGCACAAUCCAGGAAAGCUUGGAUCGAUUCGCUCCUCUCAUGGCGCAGAGUCGAGAUGCAGGAUACCCUGUUCGAGCCUAUAUUUCUGUGGCUCUUGGAUGUCCCUUCGAGGGUCCCGACGUUGACCCACACAAGGUCGCCGAACUUGCAGCUUCGCUCUUGGAGUUGGGCGCGGACGAGAUCAGUGUGGCAGAUACCACGGGCAUGGCCACUGCGCCGCGGACGAGGAAGCUACUACAGACAUUGAAGGAGGCUGGAAUUCAAAGCAGUGAUCUCGCAUUCCAUUUUCACGAUUCAUACGGGCAGGCACUGGUUAAUAUCAUUGUUUCUCUGGAGCAUGGCAUUCGGACGUUUGAUAGCGCGGUUGGUGGACUGGGAGGAUGUCCAUAUAGUCCUGGAGCUACCGGUAAUGUCUCAACGGAGGAUUUGAUAUACACUCUGCACAGUCUCGGAUUGAAGACUGGAGUAGAUCUUGAUGAGGUCAGCCGGAUUGGAGACUGGAUUACGAAGGAGAUUGGUAAAGCGAACGACUCGAGCGCUGGGAAGGCCACAAUGGCACGACUG
Molecule: messenger RNA, 1257 nt
Organism: Zymoseptoria tritici IPO323
Lineage: Eukaryota; Fungi; Ascomycota; Dothideomycetes; Mycosphaerellales; Mycosphaerellaceae
Exons: 3
Biological process (GO): L-leucine catabolic process; ketone body biosynthetic process
Molecular function (GO): hydroxymethylglutaryl-CoA lyase activity
Source: RefSeq, a predicted model, not a curated record